Raphanus sativus (radish) is the source of this 1357-nucleotide messenger RNA. RefSeq names its product F-box protein At1g11270-like. Bases 134 to 1294 code for a protein of 386 amino acids. The record is from RefSeq and is a predicted model, not a curated record. Gene Ontology annotation, molecular function: protein binding. The transcript has a single exon. NCBI's taxonomy places the organism in Eukaryota, Viridiplantae, Streptophyta, Magnoliopsida, Brassicales, Brassicaceae.
AAUCGUCGAAGACCUACCGCUGGUGAUGGAUGUGUUUUCCUUUUUUUUUGAAUCCAAUUCCUAGCUCAAGUCGGAUUAAGCUGAGCUCGUGUGUAUAAAUAAAGCCUAGAUCUGUCUCUCUCGAUGUACAACAAUGUUGAAAAGAGUUAGCUGCUCAAGUGUGAAAUUUAUCUUGAAAAGACAUGGCUGCUCGCUACCACACGAUGUUGUAGAGCUGAUAUUGGAGAGACUUCCAGUGAAAUCUCUGGUAAGAUUAAUGUGUGUAUCCAAGAAGUGGAAAUUGACAAUCAAUUCCCGAGAGUUCCAGGAACGACAUUAUUUUAUCCGUAGUAGCAAAUCACGAGAUGCAGCAGAUGUGCUUUUUGUGUCUAUUAUGGAUCAUAGUGAUGACAAAGAUUAUGAAGCUGGAAGGAUGAGCAUGGUGUUGGGGUCGUCGGUGGUUUGGACGGUCAAGUUUCCUAUUCCAACCAACGGGGUUACUAGUACUAGUUGUGACGGUCUGUUAUGCCUCUCACAUACCCACAGCCCGAGUUUUGUUUUGAACUCAAUCACUGGAUGGCAUCGAAGUUCCCCACAUUCCGGCUUUCAAAAGCUCUACCUCCACAGUUUGAAUCAAGGAGACUAUUACAAACCAUGUCAUGAACUUGGAUUCGGCAAAGACAAGAUGAUUGGCACGUACAAGCCGGUUUGGCUAUAUAAUUCAUCUGAAUUUGGUCUAGACAAUGUUACUACCUGUGAAGUUUUUGAUUUUGCCACCAACGCUUGGAGGUACGUUCUCCCUGCAUCUCCUUAUCGGAUUAUUGUUAUAUCGGAACCCACGUAUUUAGAUGGCUCACUUCAUUGGUUCACUCAGUGUGAAGACACCAAGGUCUUAUCUUUUGAUCUUCACACCGAAACUUUUCAAGUCAUCUCUAAACCUCCUUUUGCUCCCCAUUUACGUGGCCCUCGCGGCAUCGUAAUGUCCAUCCUUAAUAACCGCUUGUGUGUAUCCCAGAAAAACUGGCCAACACAAGUCUUUUGGUCGUUUGAUGAUUCUUCAAGGACAUGGGAGACAAUUUGUUCGAUAGAUCUCACCCAAGUUUUUUCUUGGUUCGGGGGGGAACCCGACUGUGCACUGGAAGCAGUAGAAAUUAUAGACCAAGAUAAGUUACUUCUCCAUGGUAAGUCAUACUCGGAACCUCGUGUACCACUCUUGCUACACCAUCUCCAUACCAAAUCUUUUAAUUUACUCUACAAGCCUACCACCCUCGGACGAUGUGUUUGCUAUUUCCAAAGUUUACUCACCGUCUUAUAACAUUUGUAAUUUAAUGUAACAUUUAUCAUCAACUGGUUUUCUUUGUCAUCUUAUUUUUUUAUA